CUCUCGGCGCCCGCGCAGCCCGGCGAGCCAGGACUAGCGGCCCUGUCCCUGUGAGUCCCGAGAUCUUGGCCAUGGCCACUCCAGAUGUGAGCGUCCACAUGGAGGAGGUGGUGGUGGUGACCACACCGGACACUGCCAUGGAUGGCAGCGGCGUGGAGGAGGUGAAGACUGUGUUGGUGACCACCAACCUGGCCUCACACGGGGCUGACCUGACCGAGGAGCACAUGGAGACAGAGAAUGCCGCCGCCGCCGCCGCUGCUGCCUUCAGCGCGUCCUCGCAGCUCAAGGAGGCUGUGCUAGUGAAGAUGACUGAGGAGGAUGACAGCCUGGAGGCCGAAAUCGUGUACCCCAUCACCUGUGGGGAGAGCAGAGCUAACCUCAUCUGGAGGAAGUUCGUGUGUCCCGGUAUCAACGUGAAGUGUGUGCAGUAUGAUGAGCAUGUGAUCAGUCCCAAGGAGUUUGUGCACCUGGCGGGCAAGUCCACGCUCAAGGACUGGAAGAGAGCGAUCCGGAUGAAUGGCAUCAUGCUCAGGAAGAUCAUGGACUCGGGGGAGCUGGACUUCUACCAACAUGACAAAGUCUGCUCCAACACCUGCCGCAGCACCAAGAUCGACCUGUCGGGCGCCCGCGUGUCCCUGAGUAGCCCCACUUCCGCCGAGUACAUCCCACUCACCCCCGCCACUGCCGACGUGAAUGGCUCCCCAGCUACCAUCACCAUAGAGACCUGUGAGGACCCCAGUGACUGGACCACGGCCAUUGGAGAUGACACAUUUGCCUUCUGGCGGGGCCUGAAGGAUGCAGGAUUGCUAGACGAGGUCAUCCAGGAGUUCCACCAGGAGCUCGUUGAGACCAUGCGGGGCCUCCAGCAGCGAGCCCAGGACCCCCCACUGCAGCUUAGAGAUGCCGUCCUCCUCAACAACAUUGUGCAGAACUUUGGCAUGCUGGACCUGGUGAAGAAAGUGCUGGCCAGCCAUAAGUGCCAGAUGGACCGCUCCCGGGAGCAGUAUGCCCGUGACUUAGCAGCGCUGGAGCAGCAAUGUGAUGAGCACCGCCGACGGGCCAAGGAGCUCAAGCACAAGUCCCAGCACCUCAGCAACGUGCUCAUGACGCUGACGCCCGUGUCCCUGCCGCCCCCCAUGAAGCGGCCUCGUCUGGCCAGGGCCUCAUCGGGUCCUGCUGCCGUGGCUUCCCAGGUGCUGGCACACUCAGGCCUCGCCCCGGCCGUGCCCGUCUCCCAGCUGGCCGGCGUCCCCCUGGGCAAGGUGCUGUCCACGCUGCCAUCACCUGUACUCAGCAAGGGCCCCCAACAGGCUCCUCCCGCCACCGGUUCCCCAGCCUCACCACUGCUCGGCGGUUACACGGUGCUGGCCUCUUCGGGCCCCACCUUCCCUGGCACUGUGGAGCUGCACCCCGACGCCUCCAGCCUCACGGUGCUGAGCACCGCAGCCAUGCAGGACGGCAGCACCGUGGUGAAGGUGGUGAGCCCCCUGCAGCUGCUGACAUUGCCCGGCCUGGGCCCGGCCCUGCAGAACGUGACACAGCUUUCCCCGGGGGCCAGCACGGUGCUGGUGCCCACGGGCACAGUGGAGGGUGCUGGCGCAGCCCCAGGGCCAGAGGAGCACACGGCUGCCCUUGAGGUGGCAGCCAUGACCGAGGGCCCUGAGCACAAGUAGCCGGGGUCCAGGGAGCCGCCGAGGACACAGGCUGGCCUCUCGGGCAAUGGCCUGGCCUGGUGGGCCCCAGGGGCUGCUGAACCAAAGAGAGGAGACGCCAAACAGAUGAAGAUGCAAAGGGACAAGUGGGAGUGAAUGAGCUGCUGGGCUCGAGUUAGAAACUUCCCUUUUUCUCGGGGUGUGGGGGGGAUGUAGUUUCUCAUCUGUUGUUCAUUAACACUGUUUACACAUGCCCUGAGCGGGGUGCCUGGCAGACGGGCGGGCAUGGAGGUGCCCAAGACUGCCCUCCCCGGGUCUGAGCCUCUGGGGGGAACGUCAGUGACACCUGCCUUGGGGACUGUCCCCAAGAGUGGAAUCGCAUGGAUCCUAUGGAUUUGGUUACUUCCCACAGUUUUCUGUAGGGUUAGUGUGGCAGCCCCAGGUCCGCUUUCUGGAACGGACAGAUGGUGGCGCUGCUGCUGAGCCCACGGAGUCGGCCUCGGAGACACACGGGCAGGACAGAGCUGGGUGGGACCUGGCUUCAGGUGGGCCUGGGUUUGUGCAAACUCACCCUGGCUCCUAAGGAAUCCCUGCCCCCCGUACAGUGUUCCCACAGACAGACCCGUGGGAACUGUGGCUCUUGCAGCUGGGGGUGGUCAGUCUCCAGCAAGCAGAUGCUGAGGACCCCAUGCCAGACCACAUCUCCUGCCCUGAGGCUGGAGCCCCUUUCUGGGCUUCCCUGAGGGACUGUGUACUGGGUGGUUCUCUGCUUCUCUGGUUUGUCCCCGUUGGCUGGUUCUGUGUGUUGUUCCUCCUUCCCUAUUGGUGUCUGUCCACGUUUUUUUAACUCAUUUUUACUGAGUCCUAAGACUCUGGGGACCACAUGUGCGUCCAACUGUGGGUGGGGGGUUGUUGCCCAAGACUGUCUGCCGUCUGGCAGGGCCGAUCCAAGCCUCGGGGAGACCCAGGGUCCCCCAGGUCCCCUGGCCCACUGAGGGGCAGAGGGACCUGGACUCCACUUUGUACGUUGUUUUGAAAGUAUCUGCUUGGUACUUUGAUUUCAAAUAAAAGCAUUUUUCAUA
Messenger RNA from Suncus etruscus (white-toothed pygmy shrew), 2734 nucleotides. It is a transcript of the gene GMEB2, whose product is annotated as glucocorticoid modulatory element binding protein 2. The transcript is spliced from 10 exons. The coding region runs from base 72 to 1673 and encodes 533 amino acids. The record is from RefSeq and is a predicted model, not a curated record. Gene Ontology annotation, cellular component: nucleus. Lineage: Eukaryota; Metazoa; Chordata; Mammalia; Eulipotyphla; Soricidae. Gene Ontology annotation, biological process: positive regulation of transcription by RNA polymerase II. Gene Ontology annotation, molecular function: DNA-binding transcription activator activity, RNA polymerase II-specific; RNA polymerase II cis-regulatory region sequence-specific DNA binding.